Messenger RNA from Cygnus atratus (black swan), 1005 nucleotides. RefSeq names its product zona pellucida binding protein (gene ZPBP). NCBI's taxonomy places the organism in Eukaryota, Metazoa, Chordata, Aves, Anseriformes, Anatidae. Gene Ontology annotation, biological process: binding of sperm to zona pellucida; acrosome assembly. The coding region runs from base 1 to 1005 and encodes 334 amino acids. Gene Ontology annotation, cellular component: acrosomal vesicle; extracellular region; zona pellucida receptor complex. The transcript has 8 exons. The record is from RefSeq and is a predicted model, not a curated record.
AUGGGCGGCGAGGGGCGCCCGGGGGCCCGGGGCCGCCUCCGCCUCGGGCUCCUCCUCGUCCUGCUGCAGGCGGCCCCCGCAGUUCAACCCUCACAGGGAUUUUUAAGAAGUGCAGUGCCAAGACACAAUAGCUUAAAAAUAGUGGGAUCCAUCAUAUUUCCAGUGAAAGUUUAUGUCAAGCUGGAUCACAACAGUCCACGUAUUUUAUGUGUUACAAAUCAUUUGAGAAACUCAGAAUUGAUUGAUCCGAUAUUCCGGUGGAAUGGACCAAGUGGUUAUCUUUCUUCGGAAAAUAGCAGUGUGCAAAUAUCACCAACGGGAACUUUAAUAUUGAGACACUUCAAAUCUCAUCUGAGUGGAGUUUACAAUUGUUCUCUUCUUUAUAAGUUAACAGCAACGCAACCUGAUAAAAAACUCAUUUUAAAAUAUCUUAUUUAUGCUUACUCUGAUCCUCAAUAUUACUAUGAAUUGACAGUACGGUAUCACGCAGCCCCCUGCAAUAGUUUUCAUAAUAUUUCUUUCAAGAAGGCCUUGAUUCAGAUACUAAACAAGCUUGUUGCUGAACUUUCUUGUGAGGUUAUGUUAAUUAAGUCAGAAUGCCAUCAUGUAAAAAUGCAGAGAGGAGGUCUACAGAAUGAAAUGUUCUUUACAUUUUCAGUUACUUGCUUAGACAGAGAAGAAAACAACAGACUAUGUAAGCGAAGUGCUUGUGAUGCAUCUCACAGAUUAAACAAGGCAAAAUACCUCAUAGAGAGAUUUUUUAAGCAAGAAGUAGAAGUUAGGAAGAAGACUGCUGAACCGUUGCCUGAAAUAUACUACAUUGAAGGUACUCUGCAAAUGGUGUGGAUUGAUCGCUGCUAUCCAGGAUACGGAAUGAAUGCUCUAAGACAUCCAGGCUGUCCAGAGUGUUGUGUUAUCUGCAGCCCAGGAUCAUACAAUCCUAGCAAUGGAAUUCACUGUCUUCAGUGUGACAGCAGUUUGAAAUAUGGAGCAACAAAGUGCUAG